Molecule: messenger RNA, 1234 nt
Organism: Agelaius phoeniceus (red-winged blackbird)
Lineage: Eukaryota; Metazoa; Chordata; Aves; Passeriformes; Icteridae
Gene: CHRAC1
Product: chromatin accessibility complex subunit 1
Biological process (GO): DNA-templated DNA replication; chromatin remodeling
Cellular component (GO): CHRAC; nucleus
Molecular function (GO): protein heterodimerization activity
Source: RefSeq, a predicted model, not a curated record
CUCCCGGUGCUGCAGGGAGCUGUAGUCCCGGUGCUGUUGGGAGCUGUAGGGAGCUGUAGUCCCUGCAGCCGCCGCCUACAGCUCCCGGCGGGCCUUGCCCUCGCUGCCGCUGGGACGGGCUGAGAUGGCGGCGGCGGCGCGGCUGACCGGCACCGAGAACCGUCUGGUGUCCCUGCCCCUGUCGCGGAUCCGCGUCAUCAUGAAGAGCUCCCCGGAGGUGUCCAGCAUCAACCAGGACGCGCUGUUCCUCACGGCCAAGGCCACGGAGCUUUUUGUUCAGUAUUUGGCUACAUACUCCUACAAACACGGCAGAGGGAAGGAGAAGAACGCUCUGACGUACACUGACCUGUCUCAUACAGCAGAAGAGUGUGAGACCUUUCAGUUCCUUGCAGAUAUCUUGCCAAAGAAGAUCCUAGCUAGCAAAUACCUAAAAAUGCUUGAAAAAGAGAAGCGAGAUGGAGAAGUGAGGGAAGAUGAUGAUGAGGCUGAGGAGGAAGAGGAUGAAGAUGAAGCUGUUGGUGACAGUGUUGGAUCUUAAGGCCAAUGGAGAAUUGUUUCAUAGUUGAUCCAUUUUUCUAUUGUAUAAAAGGAUGUUAUUUUUGUGACUGAGAAUCCAGAUGCUGGAUGUAUUUUUACACUGAGCCAUCUGCUUUUGCUUUAAGAAGUUUAGAAAUUGAACUUUAUACUCGUUGGAGAAUGGAAUUCUUCCCUCAGAAACACGGCAGGGUAGGAAGAGACAGUGCAAACCUGACAGCAGAGCUUGGUCAGGUGAUUUGAAAUGACUUUGUCAGACAAUCAUUACCCAAAUUUAAAAUUUCUUACAGGCAGCUUUCAGUUCAAAAGCUCCAAAAGUGGACCAAGUCCAUUAAAAAAGUCUGUGAAAGCAGCCAUGUGGGCACCCAAAUGGGAGAGGAGGAGAUCCAUCCCAAGAGCUAAUGGUGGUUCUGUAGCUGUGGUGGUAAAUGGGGUAGGAAAUUAUGUAAAUAUGUGCAUCCAGAACCCUUUUCUUGAAUGAACUCCAGUUCUGCAGUUUCUCUUGCCAAAAUGCACAUUGAAGUCUGUUAAUUGUGGGUUCUUGAGAAAGAGCAGCUCCUUUACCAUGUGAGUGACAGAGAUGGAUUUUUCAUUUGGUUUUGGUUUGCUUUUCUUUUUGUACUACAGAAAUGGCAACCAUCCUGUGUAGAACUUUACAUGCAACUUUUUAAAAUAAAUGUUUUGUAUGAAAACUUGACAA